UACUGUCGCACUACUCUGGUGGUCGACAUCGAUAUUGCCGAUCGAUCGACGCGAGAAGUGUCAGAGAAACGGAAAGAAGGAGGAAGAUAAAAGGAAAAAAGAAGUUAUAUAGAGUGGUCACAUGCAGUGCUGUGCUGAUCGGAGCAUCGAUUAAAAUUAUUAUUAAUCUCGUUGUUAUGAAUUAUUUAAAACUAGUUUAGCCUAAAGAUCAGGUAGUAGAUGAACUUACCAACUACAAUUUAUAAACUAAAAGCAUUAUUUCUUAGACUAUAUAUACAACUUAAAGCUAAAGGUAAACCUAACCUAAAAGCUAUUUAAGUUACUUACAAAACUACAGAUAGACAUCACGAUCAAGGCCAGGAUCCACGAUCGUUGGGAAACAUAGAGCGGGAAGAUUGACUAAACGUGAGUAAAUAUUAUACACAUUGAACUAUAUUUAGAGCAAACUGUAUUUUCGCAGGAUAUAAAAAUAUCUAAAUACACGGAUAUUAGUGCAUCUCGGAAAAUUGUCUUCGUUCCCUCCGAAACCGAACAACUUUUUAUAUCGUUUACCAACGAGCGAUGUCGGAUCCCGGUAUGGAUGCUGCUAGCAAACCCAAAGGCACCUCUGGUGCGGUUGUCGUAACGUCCACCCCCACGUCUGUACACCUUUCGGACACAGAGCAUAAGACCAAACCGUCGGUUAAUAGCUGUACAUUGUGUAAUAAGCCGGAUGACGAUCAUAUGGUGCAGUGCGAUACGUGUGAUGUGUGGAAUCAUUUCUCAUGUGCGGGUGUUUCUGAGAACGUCGAGGAGUGCAGCUGGAUAUGCUUGAAAUGCGCUACCGUGAAAGCAAAGAAAGGCACCAAGUCUCGACGAAAGAACACCUCGAAGCAGAAAUUGACGAAAACGUCACGGAAAACAACAGUUCGGGCAACAACUGCAAAGACGGCGAAGAAGGUAACCUCUAAGGCGGAGCGGAAAAGUAAUGUUGGUGGUGCGGAUGCGAAAGGCGAAAAUGUUCCAGUCGUAGAAACCAUAAGCAAAGAUUUGGAGAAGCCGACGAAAAGUCGGACGUUGAGUAGAGCGGACUCAGUGACAUCGGCAGCGUCGCGAAAAUCCAUCAAAGCACGUUUGGAUGUGGAACUGCGGAAGAUUAAAGCCGAGGAAAUGUUGAUGCAAGAAGAGAUGCGGCUUAUGAGAGAGUUUUCGAAGAAGAAGUUUGAUGUUUUGAAGAAGAUGGCUGAUUUCGAUAGUAGCGACGAAUCCGCAGGGGACCAUCAACAUGAAAAAAGCAAUAAAAACAAAGUGCAAGAUUGGCUAAAGCACUCUACGAAGAAGGAAGUGGAAACCGAUGGCACCAGCGACAGAGAAACGUCUGAAAGUGACAGUGAUUCGGAUUGCGAUACGGAAGUUUCAUCUUGUCUACAAGCCAAUGAUGCAGAUGGCGAAGAAGUGCAAUCCGAUGAAGAAGAAUAUGGGAUUAGUGCACGAUCAGUGUCAAAGCGGCGACAAGCGUUAUGCAGCAACAAGCGACUUUCUAAAAGUGAGGUAGCUGCACGUCAAGUUGUUCCUCGUGAGCUGCCCAAGUUCAACGGCAAUCCAGAGGAAUGGCCAAUGUUCCUAUCAACGUACGAAGAUACCACGGCUAUGUGUGGGUACACAGCAGCCGAGAACAUGAUUCGUUUGAGAAACUGCUUGAAAGGAGAUGCGUUUAAUGCAGUUCGUAGUUUCUUAAUGCGACCAGAAACUGUAGGAAAAGCGAUCAGUGCGCUGAAGUUGCGAUUCGGUAGACCGGAAACGAUUAUUGAGUAUUUGAAGGAGAAGAUUAUUGCGAUAUCACCCAUCAAAUCGGAUGCGAUGGAAAAGCUGGUUGACUACGCCUUGGAGGUGCAAAACCUUUGUGCCAUAAUACAAACUUGUGGCGGAAAGGAGCAUAUGUGUGAUACGACUCUGUUGAGGGAACUUGUCAAGAAGCUACCAUCGCAAAUUAAACUGGAUUGGGCGCGCUACAAAAGGACUAAAACGAAGGUGACACUAUCCACAUUCAGUCGUUGGAUAUACACCCUAGCAGAAGACGUGAACGUGGUAUUCGAGCCUCAGUGUCGAUCUAGCAGGACUCAGGAGUCCCGAGAAAUCCGGAAAGAGCGAUACGUCAACACUCUCGCCGAAGUUCCUACCGAGGAUGGCAGAGAUAUGAACCAAUCCAUUCAUUCUACUCAAAGCAGUCAGCCGGGAACCGAAGGAAAUAAACCCUGUCCAGCAUGCAGAGGGGAUUGCAAAUAUCUGGGGAAAUGCAAACGUUUCCUGGAGCUGUCAUACGAAGCAAGAUGGGCAACAGUUCGUGGAUUUAACUUCUGCCGCAAGUGUCUUAGGCAGCAUAGAGGUGGUUGCAAUUCUGGGGAGUGUGGAAAGAACGGCUGUACCUUUAAGCACCACAUUCUGCUCCACAAAGAUUUGCUUGAAACAUCUGCAUCGACUAGUGUUUCUAAUCAGAAUGAAGAACGCAAUGUUAAUACGCACCAGUCCAGUACAGGCCCCGGUUCCUUCCGUUACCUGCCGGUAACACUAUUUGGAAACGGGGUGCAGAUGAAGUGCCACGCAUUCUUAGAUGACGGAUCAGAGUUAACGCUCAUCGAUCAGCAACUUGCCGAAGAUCUGAAGCUCUCUGGGAAGGCCCAUCCACUCUGUCUUAAGUGGACUGCAGGUACUCAUCGUUACGAAUCUGGUUCACACAGUGUCAACGUUGAAAUAAGCGGACAGGAAGGAAAGCGAACGUUACUACAAGAUGUAAGAACAGUCGAGGAAUUGCAGCUACCUUUCCAGUCGUUGGAUAUGACUCAACUAACGGAGAAACACGGCUAUCUGCGUGGAGUACCUGUGGAAUCUUAUUCCAAUGUUCGGCCGCGAAUACUAAUCGGUUUGAAACACGCCAAUAUUAUGCUCGUUCGAAAAAGUCGUGAAGGCAGGAUGGGUGAACCUAUUGCUGUAAAAACGAACCUUGGUUGGACCGUAUACGGUGGUUGGACAUCAAAGAACUGCAUCAAUAUCAGUCAUACUUACCACGUCUGUAGCUGUAACCAACAAAGUGUUAUACAUCUAAACCAGAUGGUUAAAGAUUACUUUUCCCUUGAAAAUUCGGUGGUCAUACCGACGCAAUUUGAACGACUGUCGAAGGAGGACAAACUAGCCAUGUCUUUACUAGAAUCCCGCACACACUUCAAUGGAGAACGUUAUGUAACGGGGUUGCUGUGGCGUUCUGAUAAAGUUCGAUUGCCAGAUAACAAAACAAAUGCUAUUCGCCGUUGGAGAUGCUUGGAGAAACGCCUGGAGAAGGAUAAAGAGUUGUCGAAAAUAUUGGACGAAAAAAUCAAGGACUACCAAUCCAAAAACUACGUCCGUAAACUUUCCACAGAAGAACUCUCACGAAAGUACGAACGGGUAUGGUAUCUGCCCAUUUUUCCGGUAUACAACCCAAACAAACCUGGCAAGAUCAGGAUCGUGUGGGAUGCUGCUGCGUCAGUAUAUGGAACCUCCCUAAAUUCGACACUCCUCACUGGUCCGGAUCAGUUAGCGUCGUUGGUGGGUAUCCUGUAUCAGUUUCGCGAGCAUCGAAUUGGUCUCUGUGCCGAUAUAUGCGAGAUGUUCCACCAGGUGGGGAUCAUCGCCGAGGACCAGCAGUGUCAGCGCUUUCUUUGGCGCGAUAGUGAAGAACAUGGUGAACCAAGCACUUACGUCAUGCAGGUUAUGACCUUCGGGGCGAGCUGCUCCCCGGCCACAGCGCAAUUUGUGAAGAACAAAAAUGCCGAUAGGUUCGAAGGCGAAUACCCAGAAGCAGUGACGGUCAUUAAGGAAGGACACUAUGUGGAUGAUAUGGUCGUAAGCGUCGAAACAGAGCAGGAAGCAGUUGCGCUGGCUGAAUCAGUCCACUUUAUCCACAAGCAGGGUGGAUUCGAAAUUCGCAAUUGGGUUUCCAACUCACCGCUGGUAUUAGCCAGAAUGCACGAACAGCAAUCAAGGGAAAAGGAUCUGAACAUAUGUGCUGAACUGUCGAACCAGAAAAUCCUCGGAAUGUGGUGGGAUACGCAGGACGAUGUAUUCAAAUAUAAGAUCUCCUGGGCGAGAUUUGAGUCAGCCUUGCUUGAUGGAAGCCGCUGCCCUACUAAACGGGAGAUACUUCGGACAUUGAUGACCAUUUACGAUCCUCUAGGUCUCAUUGAUCAUUUCUUGAUCCUGCUAAAAAUCUUGCUUCAAGAGGUGUGGCGUGCUAAUGUGGAAUGGGAUGUAGCUAUCCCCACCAAUCUGUACGAGAGAUGGCGUGACUGGCUGCGUCUGCUGCCAGAGUUGGAGAAGCUGCGUAUCCCGAGAUGUUACCGGCAGUUUACAAAGGCGACAGAAGCUGAUGCGAUUCAAUUGCACAUUUUUGUUGAUGCCAGCGAAAGUUCCAUGGCAGCGGUAGUGUUUUUGCGAUUUGCGAAUAAUGAUCAGAUUGAGUGCUCUUUGGUUGCAGCCAAGACACGGGUGGCGCCGUUAAAAUACACAUCCAUUCCACGUUUGGAACUGCAGGCUGCGGUUCUUGGAUGCAGACUGGCAGCUAACGUUACAAGAAGCCUUAAAAUGAAGAUCUCCAAAAGAACGUUCUGGACAGACUCGCGAAAUGUUCUUUGUUGGUUGCGAGCCGAUCACAAACGGUAUAGUGCCUUCGUCGGAUCGAGAGUCAGCGAAAUUUUGGAGUCUACGGAUAUCGUCGAAUGGAGAUGGGUUCCAACACGAUACAAUGUGGCUGAUGACGGGACCAGGUGGCGCGAGCAUCCUGAUUUAUCUUCGGAAAGCAGGUGGUUUAAAGGUUCCGCAUUCCUGAGGCAGGCAGAAGUGGAGUGGCCCAUACUUCCACAAAAAUCCCUUAUCACGGAUGAAGAAAUGAGACCUAGUGUGCUAUUGCACUUCCUAGCUCCUGAGGCGGUAAUCGAUGUAAACAGAUUUUCCAAUUGGCGACGUUUGCUUGCUGUGACAGCGUACGUGUUUCGUUUCUGCGCGAACGUUCAACGUCACCGCAAAAGGGAUUUAUUUUGCAGUGGACCCUUAUCACGGGACGAACUUCGCAGAGCGGAAGAAUACCACUUUCGGCAAGCGCAACGAGAUGUUUACCAAGACGAAAUUGCAGUGCUGGAGACUAAAGAUGCGGUGAAGCGGAUUUCGAAAGCAAGCUCUCUCUACAAGCUAAGCCCAUUUAUAGACGACAGUGGUGUCAUGCGGAUGCGAGGGAGAACUGGGGUGUGUGCAUAUCUCCACAACGAUGCGAAGAAUCCGGUUAUACUGCCACCGAAACACAUGAUCACUUCGUUAAUCCUUGUGCAUUACCACGAAAUGUAUCUACACCUAUUUUUCGCCUGA
Molecule: messenger RNA, 5373 nt
Organism: Topomyia yanbarensis
Lineage: Eukaryota; Metazoa; Arthropoda; Insecta; Diptera; Culicidae
Exons: 3
Coding region: 562-5373 (1603 amino acids)
Source: RefSeq, a predicted model, not a curated record